Molecule: messenger RNA, 2293 nt
Organism: Papilio machaon (common yellow swallowtail)
Lineage: Eukaryota; Metazoa; Arthropoda; Insecta; Lepidoptera; Papilionidae
Product: protein lozenge
Exons: 6
Coding region: 862-2196 (444 amino acids)
Biological process (GO): regulation of DNA-templated transcription
Cellular component (GO): nucleus
Molecular function (GO): DNA-binding transcription factor activity, RNA polymerase II-specific; RNA polymerase II cis-regulatory region sequence-specific DNA binding; ATP binding
Source: RefSeq, a predicted model, not a curated record
CGCGAGCGGAGCACACGCGUGCAGCCUCCGCGCCGUGACGCACGCGACGCCGUCAUACCUGUCAGCCGCACAACUUACGCUCCGUCAUACGCGCAAAAAACACGACGCUCAAUUAGGAAAUCGGUGGUGACGCAAAUCGCGGGGAAAUAUAUAUCGAAAAGCCCGCGCUCAGCUGAUAUCAACAGAACCUGCGUCGACGCAGCUCCGCCUCACAUCCGUGCCGGUAUGGUUUCGCUUUUCGACGUUUCGCGGUAAAACUAACCGAGUGAGUCAUUUAAAAUGACGAAAGUUAAGUUGAAACAGAAGUCUCCAAGGCCCGUUCCCACUGCUGUGAGUUCAACGUGAGUUGAGGAAACAAAUUACAUAAACUUCUGUUUACACCGCUACGUUCGCGCGCACGGUUUAUUUUAUAACAAAAUACUCUAUAAACGACUGAUUACUUUAGUACAAUUGUAAACAUCCAAAGAUCUCAACGACUACUUACAUAUAACGUCAGCCGCAUCGUAAGACUGUAUAAGUGUGAACAAUAAAUAAGUGAUAAUUCAUCGAACAAUAAGGGGAAAUUUUGUUGGCGCGUUGCCAAGGACUUUUGAAGAGAUACAUUUGAAUAAAGACAAUUACUCAUCAUUGCUAAAAACGCGGAGAAAGCUUAUUGAAUAAACGCCUGCUCAGCCAAACGUUGUGGUCAAGGACGUUUCUCAAAGAAGUCUUAAUAUACGAUAGUGAGACCGACAGGACCUUGAAUAAUAUCUUGGACGUACGAACAACGUAUAUAGCAUUACAUUUAUAUAUCAUUAUCCAUUAACGGUUACGAAAGGAUCAAAAAGCAAAGCUGUUUAGCAAGGUGUAAUGGUGUGAAGGAUGCACCUUCCGUACGAGUCGAGAGGCCGACGGCGCCGCGAGAUGGCAGAGCUGGAGCCCUGGUGGCUGCAGUCCAUAGUCGACGAUACUCUCGUCGAACAUCCGGACUUAGUUCGUACUGGGAGUCCUGACUACAUGUGUUCGAUGCUGCCGCAGCAUUGGCGUUCAAACAAGACCCUGCCCGGCGGCUUCAAGGUGGUAGCGCUAGGAGAGGUGGUGGACGGCACGCUGGUCACCGUCCGCGCUGGCAACGACGAGAACAUCACCGCUGAACUUAGAAACAAUACCGCCGUCAUGAAGAAUAGAGUAGCCAAAUUCAAUGACCUGAGGUUCGUCGGGAGGAGUGGGAGAGGCAAAAGUUUUUCGUUGACAAUCACGGUAUCGACAUCUCCUCCUCAAGUGGCGACAUACCAGAAAGCAAUCAAGGUGACCGUCGAUGGGCCGAGAGAGCCGCGCUCUAAAACAAGUUAUCUGUCACCAGGUACAAAUGUAUCUACGCACAGAACAAUAGACUUCCACCGGCAGUUCAUCUCGUGUCCACCGCUGCCUCUCCGCGAAGAGUACAAGAACCCAACAUCGAGGAGUUUGCGGACCCUCUCGCACGAGGAACGGGAAUACAAAACCAACGCCACUAUACCUAGUGGAGAAGGCAGCGGUAACAUUCUCGGCGCGAGCGAGUGGAACACUGGCUACCCCUCAACAGCCAGUGUAUACCCGACGUACGGCAGCGUACCUUUGCAGCCUCCUUACUAUAAGCCGGAUCCACCGAUUCAUAUACCCACAGUAUUACCUGAAAUGCCACUCUGCCAUACGGACUACAGCGGCUUCCAGACUGGGAGUACGAGCUACAAGAGCAGCCCGAGCUUACCCGGUCCGGCGAUAGCGGACCUCAACCAGCCACCCCUGACCAACCACACGCCGGCACCAAUGUCCGCACAGCCCCGAUGCGAACCCAACUAUUACAACUCCUGGCCAACAAACACCUACAAUUACAACAAUUACCAAUACAAUAAUAUCAAUAAUAAUCCAACAUGCCUGCAAUCUCAUACGCCUUAUAUCAGUCCAAACCCACAAAUGAUCCUUCCUAAUCUAUACUCAACCGUCAAUCAAAAUCAAAUACAUGUUCAUUUGCACAGCUCUACUGAUAAACAUAACAUCGAACAGUACAUCCCUAGCGAAAUAAAAAUAAGUGACAUCGAUGGCGGGAUCUCUAUAACGACGGAGUUGCAAGGUGCGGGAGAAACGAGCGGACUUGUGCAAACUUGUGAAGCUUCAGAUGAUGUGAAACAUGGACUCUAUGGUGCCUCCAAUCAAGAAGUGUGGCGGCCUUAUUGACAGUUCAACAAUUAUAAAUGUUAAGAAAGAAAACAUUCCAUUGUACAUAUUGUGAUAUAGUUAUUCCAAUUGCAAUCAAUGAUAGAUUUUAAAUAUA